AUGUUGCUUGCGAGCAGCCGCGUGUUGGCGCAUUGUGAUGUGGUAGAUAUGGACUGUAACGCUGGCAGUAACGGUGGUGGCAGCAACACUAACGGCAGCAACACGCACGGCAGUGCAAACGGUGGUGUUGUUGGUGGAGGCGGCAGUGGCGCCGGUGGUGGCGGCAACAUAUUUAGUCGUCAGCUCUCGGCACCGGUCAGCAACGGGUACUCGUUGCUGCUCGCAAACGGCGUCUGUAACGCAUCCUCGUCGACCUCUUCGCUUCGUUGCGAUAAGGUGAAUGGUAACGCCUCAACCGCCUCAACGAUCUUUCCAACCGCGAACGGCAGUAGCGGCGGCGGCGGCGGCGGUGGUGGUGGUUUCGUGUCCUUCCAACCACCGAUGGUAGUGCCGUCAGCUAGCUCCCUGAAAACUUCUUCCCUUACCUCAUCGGCCAUACUGUUUGGGGGCAGCAGCGGCAACAUCAGUGGCAGCUGCGGCGGCAGCAGCAACAGUAAGGUGAACAACAGUAGCAACACGCAUAAGUGGAUCGGCUCGCUGUGUGAUGGUGCGACGACCAUCGGCUACAGCAGCGGCAUCGGUGGCGGCAGCAGCGGUAAACUGAACCAACAGCAGCAACACUUUCAACACUUUCAUCAACAACAGCAGCAGCAACAGCAGCUGCAACUACUUCAGCACCCGGCUAAACACCACCAGCAACCGGGCCACCGGGCGAGCGGUGCCCCAAACAGUGGCAGCACCAACAUGCUGGACAGCUUAACCUUCCGGCUGUGCGAUGUCGACGGUGCGGUCAGCAGCACGAUGGCCAAUCAGAAUGGUGGAACCGCCACAGGUGCUGGGACGAAUGGGGCCACAAAUGGCGCCGUAGGCACUGCGUCCGGUGGUACGAUGGUCGUGGUGCCCAUGGCUGGCGGCGGUAGCGGGAAGCAAGCAUCGAUUCUGGGUGGAAGUGACAAACAGCAACAACAACAGCAGAUACAUCAUCUGCGCAGUGUAGUAGGUGGUAGCAGUGGUAAUGUGGCGGCGGUGAAGGCAGCCAACGAUCCUGCUGCUGCGGCGGCAGCCAGCUAUUGCAAGGUCGAGGGUCACUCCUCGGCGGUGGUGGUGGACCAGAAAAUUAGCGAUCUCCAGCAACACUUUAUCCAGCAGCAUCAGCAUCAACUGCAGCAGUUGCAGCAACAACAGCAGCAAGAGGCUCACCAGAAACAGCAGCAGCAGCAGCAGCAACAGCAACAGCAACAGCAGCACCAUGCUCCGGGAGGCCAGCAACAGACGGCACCAUCGCAGGCACAGCAACUUCAGAAGCAACAGGAGCAGCAACAGGGUGGCGAUUCGGAUGAGAUUGGCAUGACGGAAAGCUUGACACCGUUCGAGGUGCUGCGGCUGUACAUGGACAAGCUGACGCAGUACGAGCACCACGAGAUAUGCAACUAUCCGCGCAUCUACUUUAUUGGUGCGAACGCGAAAAAGCGCCGGGGGGCAAGCAACUCCGACUACGACAACGAGCAGGGAUCCUACAUUCACAUCGCACACGAUCACAUCGCAUAUCGGUACGAGGUGCUGAAGAUCAUCGGCAAGGGCAGUUUCGGGCAAGUGGUGAAAGCGUACGAUCAUCGAAACUUUAAGCACGUUGCGUUGAAAAUGAUCCGCAACGAGCAGCGCUUCCACCGGCAGGCACAGGAAGAGAUCCGCAUCCUGAAGCACCUGCGGGCGCAGGAUCGCUACAAUGCGAUGAACAUCAUCCACAUGUACGAUAGCUUCGUGUUUCGCAACCACAUGUGCAUAACGUUCGAGCUGCUCUACAUCAAUCUGUACGAGCUGAUCAAGAAGAACAAGUUCAAGGGCUUCAGCAUGCAGCUGGUGCGAAAGUUUACGCACUCGCUGCUCAAGUGUCUUGAUGCGCUCUACAAAAACAAAAUCAUCCAUUGUGAUAUGAAACCGGAGAACAUACUGCUGAAACAGCAAGGCCGCUCGGGGAUCAAGGUGAUCGAUUUCGGAUCGUCGUGCUUCGAGAACGAGCGUGUCUACACGUACAUUCAGUCACGGUUCUACCGGGCACCGGAGGUGAUCCUUGGCGCCAAGUACGACAUGGCGAUCGACAUGUGGUCGCUCGGGUGUAUCGUGGCCGAACUGUACACUGGUUCAGCAUUGCUUCCCGGCGAGGAUGAGUACGAUCAGAUGGCAUGCAUUAUCGAGCUGCUCGGUAUGCCACCCCUGAAGCUGCUCGAUAACGCCCGGUCCGCGUCGCGCUACUUUUCGCACGAUCGCGAGGAUCGCAUGCCACACUACUGCUCGCUUCACUUCCGCUCGGAUGGGCGGGAAGAAAUACAAGGAAGCUACAGCAGGCGAGGUCGCUACCGGGGCGCACCGGGGACACGCGAUCUCGCUAAGGUGUUCAACUACUGCGAUGAGCUGUUUCUCGACUUUGUCAAACACUGUCUGCGGUGGGAUCCGAAGCGACGCAUGACUCCCCAGGAAGCGCUCAGUCACAUUUGGUUCCACCGCGUUUUGCCGCAAUCGCCCCAGGUGGUGAAGAUUGGUGGCACUGCGGCAACGACGACGACGGCGAGUAGCGCUGGAGGCGGUGUGUUGUUGAGGAAAAUGACGAUCGGCUCCACCGGAUCAUCGGCUUCGCUGAUCCUGGCCGCGAUCGCUAGGAAAACUUCACCACCAACAGCCUCAGCCUCCACCAAGCUGCAGGAGCAAGAGAGCAGUACCUCUCAGGCGCCUAUUUCACAGUUGCUGGCGUCCGGACAGCUGAAAGCUUUUCUCGACUCACGCUUGCUGAUCGCUAGCAGGGAGCGACCGACGGAAGGAACAACGAUUACCGACGGUAUGGAAGAAUUCGUAGGAUGUCCGUCGAUCGACGAGGAACCACAGCGAGAUACAAACGGCGAAAGAAACCGGCUGCAACCCAUCAUCUCAGCAUCGCCAUCGGCAUUGGCAGCGUUGGCACUCGAAAGUGCUGAUGAUGGUCCCGCUGCCGCUAACAGCAAUAACAAAUAUUCACAUCAUUAUCAACAUAUGCACGAUCGUGGUGGGGUACACGAAAUGCACGAAAACGAAUCCGCAGACGAUGCUUGA
Molecule: messenger RNA, 3084 nt
Organism: Anopheles bellator
Lineage: Eukaryota; Metazoa; Arthropoda; Insecta; Diptera; Culicidae
Product: dual specificity tyrosine-phosphorylation-regulated kinase mbk-2-like
Exons: 3
Coding region: 1-3084 (1027 amino acids)
Biological process (GO): peptidyl-threonine phosphorylation; peptidyl-serine phosphorylation
Cellular component (GO): nucleus
Molecular function (GO): protein serine/threonine kinase activity; ATP binding; protein serine/threonine/tyrosine kinase activity
Source: RefSeq, a predicted model, not a curated record